Molecule: messenger RNA, 708 nt
Organism: Aspergillus udagawae
Lineage: Eukaryota; Fungi; Ascomycota; Eurotiomycetes; Eurotiales; Aspergillaceae
Product: RWD domain-containing protein
Exons: 2
Coding region: 1-708 (235 amino acids)
Biological process (GO): cytoplasmic translation
Molecular function (GO): protein binding
Source: RefSeq, a predicted model, not a curated record
AUGGGCCGUGAAGAGCAGGUCGAGGAGCGCGAGGUGCUUGACUCCAUUUUUCCGGAAGAGAUUACAGAUAUUUCGGACACCGCAUACCGGAUAUCGAUUAAUUUAGAGACGCCCGAAAAUGACGUCCGAGAUGAGGAAGAAACCGAGCAGCCAGUCCUGAUUCUUCAGGUGUCAUACCCACCAGAAUAUCCCGACGUUGCCCCGGACCUUGACAUCUCGGCCCCUCCAAAUGCACCCAAGCACCCUCUGCUAGACAUCCAGGAAGAUCGUGCUCGGCUCCUUGAAGCCUUACAGGCAACUAUCGAGGAAAACUUGGGAAUGGCUAUGGUCUUCACUCUGGUCAGCACUUUGAAAGAAAGUGCCGAACUACUCAUGGCUGAACGGGCGAACGCUGUCCAGGCGCUGAAGGAGAUGGAAGCUGCGAAGGCAGAAGAGGAGGAGAAUCGGAAAUUCCAGGGCACGGCGGUGACUCCUGAAACAUUUUUAGAGUGGCGAGAGAGGUUCAGAAAAGAAAUGGACGAGAAGGAGCAGAAGGAGCGUGAGGAGAAAGAGGCGGACGAAAAGAGGCCAAAGAAGACACCGGUCAAAGAAGAGAAGCUUACUGGCAAGCAAUUAUGGGAGAGGGGUUUGGCAGGGAAAGCAGACUAUGAUGAGGACGAUGAGGAUGCUAUUCCAACCGCUGUUGAGAAGAUGAAAAUAACCGCAUAA